Messenger RNA from Equus caballus (horse), 905 nucleotides. RefSeq names its product killer cell lectin-like receptor (gene LY49D). NCBI's taxonomy places the organism in Eukaryota, Metazoa, Chordata, Mammalia, Perissodactyla, Equidae. The record is from RefSeq and is marked validated.
GUUGGGUCAGCUUUCUCCUCCUGCAUCGCUGCGUGGCACAGACACAGACAUGAGCAAUCAGGAAGUGACUUAUUGCUCCUUGAGAUUUGUUCAGUCUCCUUCAGAGUCACAAAAUAGAUUAAGGCCUGGUGGUACUCAAAGGCCUGGGAAAACUGAUGACAAAGAGUUUUCAGUGCCCUGGCUUCCCUUCGUAGUGACUCUUGGGAUUCUCUGUUUACUUCUUUUGGUGACAGCCACAGUGUUGGGGACAAUGCUUUUUCAGUGUAUUCAAGAAAAAUAUCAACAGGAGGAAAUUCUACGAAACCUCAGUCAAAUGUAUGACAUUAUAAAAAAGGACAACUACUUAAAGGAACGACUUUUGAUAAAUAAGACUUUAGAAUGCGACGUUCUCAGAAAUGAAACCCUUCAUCAGAAAAAGGAACUGGACUCACUCUUUGUAGAAAAGAUGAGAUGUCACAUAAAACAAGAGAUCUUUUCAAAGUCUUUGCAAGAUACAGGUAAACUCAAUGAAGGCCGCUGGUCCUGUUGUGGAGUAAACUGUUAUUAUUUUACCAAUGAAAUUAAAGACUGGAAGGGAUGUAAUAAGACUUGCCAACGUUACAAUUUAUCUCUGAAGAUAGAUGAUGAAGAUGAACGGGCGUUCAUUCAACGCCAGGCUUAUCAAAAUACCUACUGGAUUGGAUUAUCAUAUAAUGCAAAGGAAAGUAAAUGGAAAUGGAUUGACGAUGGCACGUCUUCUGGAAUUAAUUUUACAAUGAAUUUGCCUUCCGGGAGAGGAGGAAAAUGUGCAUUUUUAACUUCAACGAGAAUAACAAAUACUGAGUGCUCUCAUACCUAUAAUUGUAUCUGUGAGAAGAGAAUUGAUUGUGUUUUCAACGACUGCUUCAGCUGACGCAGAAGAAACG